GAGGUGCAGCUAGCUCGCAGUGGGUAAGCUGUUAACGACCCCACUUCCCCUAAGAGGCUUGGAAAUUGCGCUUCGUUCACACACAGGGUGAGUUCAGUUUUUUUAAGAAGUGUGACAGGCCGGUCAGACCCUGUACUAGCCGCCAAAGCCAUGGAACUAAGCAAGGGAAGGACCUGUCCUCACGGGGUUUUCUCAGAGUUUCUCAAAGCCCAGUGGAAAUUUCUAUCUGCUGGGAAAGAAUGUUAAUUUCAUUAAUUUUAUCAGCAUUUUUAACCAGUCUUGGGAAAACUUUGGUUGACACAAACAAGGUGACUACCAUUAACGUUUGAGCUUUCCUGAAGAAAACUUCAGGAGGGAAAAGAACACCUUUGGACUGAAGGGGAGAGGCCUGCUGGAGGAGCUUGCUCGGGCUGCCAUAAACAAGCACCCCAGGACGGGCGACUUACAGAGCAGAGAUUUUCUGGCUCAGUGUCUGGAGGCUGGAAAUCUGAAAUCAAGGUGUCAGCAGGGUUGGUUCCUGGGACAUCUCUCCUCGACUUGUAGACGGCCAUCUUCUCCCUGUGUCUUCAUGUCCUUGAAGCUGGUGUGGGCUUCCUUUCCGCGUCAAAGGUUCCACACCGGUGGGAGUUGCCUCAAGGGCCGGACCGGCGCUGAGCACCUGUGGCUGGUGCGGCAUUUGAGGGACCCGUUUGUGAAGGCUGCGAAGGUGGAGAGUUGCAGGUGUCGAAGUGCCUUCAAGCUCCUGGAGGUGAACGAGAGGUACCGGAUUCUGCGGCCUGGCCUCCGGGUGUUAGACUGUGGCGCCGCUCCUGGCGCGUGGAGCCAGGUGGCCGUGCAGAGCGUCAACGCUGCAGGCACAGAUCCCCGUGCUCCUGUUGGCUUUGUGCUUGGGGUAGAUCUCCUUCACAUACUCCCCCUGGAAGGAGCAACUUUUCUGUGCCCUGCUGAUGUGACUGACCCAAGAACCUUCCAGAGAAUCCGAGAACUGCUUCCUGCUGGGAGAGCGGAUGUGAUUCUGAGUGACAUGGCACCCAACGCCACGGGGAUCCGGGGCCUCGACCACGACAGGCUCAUUAGCUUGUGCUUGUCCCUUCUGGACAUGGCUCCAGAAGUCCUGCACCGUGGGGGAACAUUCCUGUGUAAAACCUGGGCUGGAAGUCAGAGCCAUCGGUUACAGAGGAGACUGACAGAGGAAUUCCAGAAAACAAGGACUGUAAAACCUGAAGCCAGCAGGAAAGAAUCAUCAGAGGUGUACCUCUUGGCCACACAGUACCGAAGAGGGAAGGGGGAAGGUCUGUGAAGGAAUGAGAGUUUCAUCUGCUGUUUCUGGUUCUUUUUCACUGCAAAUGUAGCUUGAGCCCUUUCCUGAAGUGUGGCUGGGGAGAUCCGAGCUUGAUCUGGGAUGCAGCGGGCAGGACAAAUGGGGAACCUUUUUUUAAGCGUAAAAGAUAUGACAAAACUAUAUUCAAUGUCCAAGACAUAUGAUAAAAAAAAGUCUCUAUAACAUGAUUUGUGAAGAGGAAGAGAUAGGCAGAGAUUAAAGGAUGAAAAGGCAGACGGAGGGAAGGAUAAAAACACUCGGAGGCAGAGAAACAUACACACGGACACCUUUAUGUAACUUUCUCUUCAUGCCCACGUUAGUAUGUUACAGAGAAACAGGCUUCCACCCUUGCUCCGAAACAACCCACAGGUUUCCAGGUGUUAUUUUGGGUUUACCGUGUAAUGUAGAAAAAAUCUGAAGUUUCAGUCUGGGGAUUUGUGUCCAUCUCUCUGGCAAAUGAUCUGGAACUACAUCCAUUCUUCAAGCAGUGAGAGUUCUCAGAACAAUUAGGGAAGACAUUUGGUAUGAAUUAUGCAUGGGGUGGGUGUGCUUUGUUUUCUCACUGGAAUUGUUGCUGUAAUACUCCAGCCUCCAAAGACUUAAAGGUAAGUGCCAAAGCAAGCAGAGAAGUGGUGUGUUCGUUUAUUUCCUUUUACUCUUCCACGAACUCGAUGCAACUUUACAAAACAAUAUAGGUCGUAUUAUUUUAUGGAAUUCCCAUGUUUUUAAGUUUGUCUUUUGAAAAAUUAAUUUCUUCAAAACCAUUUCCUGGAGGUGUGCUCACCCCUUAAGAAGAGUUUAUUGAUUGUAAUGAUGAUUAAAUGUGUAGACUGAAAAAAAAAUGCACCACCUAAAAGUUGAGAGUUAUGU
Messenger RNA from Balaenoptera acutorostrata (minke whale), 2191 nucleotides. It is a transcript of the gene MRM2, whose product is annotated as mitochondrial rRNA methyltransferase 2. Gene Ontology annotation, biological process: RNA methylation. Gene Ontology annotation, cellular component: mitochondrion. Gene Ontology annotation, molecular function: rRNA (uridine-2'-O-ribose)-methyltransferase activity. Bases 569 to 1300 code for a protein of 243 amino acids. Lineage: Eukaryota; Metazoa; Chordata; Mammalia; Artiodactyla; Balaenopteridae. The record is from RefSeq and is a predicted model, not a curated record. The transcript has 3 exons.